AUGCUCGAUAUCAAUCAGAUUAGACACUCACAAACAGGUCACGAUUGUGCAAAAAAAACCCAGAUUCCUCGAGUCAAUAAUCAAUCAAUUGGAGAACCUGAGGUUAUCUGUCUUUUCACUUUACUCACCCCAGACAUCGAGUCAAGACAUCAAGCAAGCCAGCCCAGACCAGACUCUCGCUUCGCCCCAUCCAUCCCCAUCUCAUCAGCAUCCCAGCACCACCUAGCACAACCGUACAUACACAUACAUCGUAGCUGUGCCAGUGCUCAGCUACCUUACCUUACCUACCUGCGCCCAGCAAUUGGAAGACUAAUAGAUCUACCUUUCCUUUUUCCCACCGCCCUCUCCCUCCUUUCGUGCGUGGGCCCUUUCGCUUUACAAAAAAGUCCCGCAAACUUUCCUUCCCGUCGGUCGCUCUCUUGGUACAGUCAAGUCGGGGGUCAGAACGUAGUGGCAGCAGCAGCACGGACGGGACGCGACCGCCUUAAAGCAAGCAAGCGGACGGAACAACAUCAAACAGAAGAUAUCUCAAGGAUCAAGAACUACAGGCAUAAGCCCAGGAAUGACAGUUAG
Messenger RNA from Morchella importuna, 573 nucleotides. RefSeq lists its product as uncharacterized. The record is from RefSeq and is a predicted model, not a curated record. The transcript has 4 exons. Bases 1 to 573 code for a protein of 190 amino acids. NCBI's taxonomy places the organism in Eukaryota, Fungi, Ascomycota, Pezizomycetes, Pezizales, Morchellaceae.